CUAAAUCAGCUAAAAUCGCUAAAACAUUAUAAAAUCAUUAUAAUCUGUUAUAAUCUAUUAAAACACUAAUAUGGAUUUAGAUAGUAGUGCCUAUUAUAAGCUUAGUUCAGUUAGACUUGGUAAUGUAAACUUUAAAGAAUAUCAAAGAAUAUCUGGAGAAUUAGGUCUUUUACGUGAUCGAUAUGAUUAUAAAACACCAGAAAUGUGGUGUUCUCGCAUUCGUGUUCUAUUUAGAAAAAUACUAGAAGAGAAUCCAAGAAUCUUUUCUAAGAAUGGAUACAUUACAAUGAUUGGAAAACAUAUUGAAAGAAGUGAUAGAGUUCAUGGUCUUCGAUCCAAUUAUAUAUAUUGCAGUGUAUGUGACUCCUUAGUUUUCAUAUCUAAAACUCCUUGUUUAGAAACUUGCUAUCGAGAUAACCAUCUUAAGAGAUGUAUUAAUGGAGAUCAAAAUGAACAUGCAAGAAGAAAAGAAAUUCUCCAAUCUAUUGAUGAAAGAGAAUCUACUAUUUGGGUAUAUAAACAAUAUAUAUUACAAGAAGAGGCUAAACUUAAUCGUCUCCGUCUAGAGCUUUUCUUCCCAUCUACCUCACACUCAGAAAAGGAUAAAUUGGCAUUGAUAUCAUAUGAUUAUGAUGCUCGUUCAGUCAGCUAUGAAGCUUACCUUUCGGCCAAAGCAACUAUGGCAAAAAAUACUAUGCCCAAUGCUCCAAAUUUAAAUCCAUUUCGUGUUUCAUCUGCCAGAAGUGAUACAGGCAAAUUAUUUAUAAUAUUUCUGUAUGUAAAUCAGCCAAAAGGCACUGUAUUGAGAUUGGAGGAUGGGACAGAAAUCACAGUAGUUUAA
Molecule: messenger RNA, 841 nt
Organism: Rhizophagus irregularis DAOM 181602=DAOM 197198
Lineage: Eukaryota; Fungi; Glomeromycota; Glomeromycetes; Glomerales; Glomeraceae
Source: RefSeq, a predicted model, not a curated record